GGGGAAUUUUCUCCACCCCCUCCGUGAGUGAGCAACUGCUGCUAUGUGCCUCUCUCAGCACCUCCAGGACUAAAGCCCUUUUAAGUUCCUCAAAAGAAUCUCCUGGCAUCCUUUCUUCCGUUCCGGGCAGCGCGUGGUCCCGGGAGGGUGCCCCAUCGCUCUCCAGACCAGCUCUGUAGAUUUCUGCCUGCUUCCCUUGCCAAAUGCAUCCUUGCAAACCCAGAAGCCCUGUGCCAAUGCUCUGUGGAUGGGCCUGGCGUUAGAAUGGUGCCUGCCUUUCUGUGACGAGGCCAAACCGCCCGGGUGAGGAGGCUGCAGAGGGGCGUCGGAGGCUGGGCAUGGAGGACUCUGACCAGAGGUUGGUGCUGGGUAUGAACAUGGGUGAUGGGCGGGAAACACCUCCCGGGGAGCUGAGGACGCCCACCGAAGAGGGAGAGGAGCAGAGGACACCUGUGUCUGAAGCCAUCUGUGACGGUGGCAGCGGUGAUGCCAAAACUUCUCAGAGGAAAGAAGAGGAGCAGGAGGAAGAGGAGGAGCUUGACCCUCGCAUCCAGGAGGAGCUGGAGCACCUCAAUCAGGCCAACGAAGAGAUCAAUCGAGUGGAGCUGCAGCUGGAUGAAGCCCGUACCACGUAUCGGAGGAUCUUGUCGGAGUCUGCCAGGAAGCUGAAUGCUCAGGGCUCCCAGCUGGGGAACUGUAUCGAGAAAGCACGCCCCUACUACGAGGCCAGGCGCUUGGCCAAGGAGGCACAGCAAGAGACCCAGAAGGCUGCCCUGCGGUACGAGCGAGCCGUCAGCAUGCACAACGCGGCCCGGGAGAUGGUUUUCGUGGCUGAGCAGGGGGUCAUGGCCGACAAAAACAGGCUGGACCCCACCUGGCAGGAGAUGCUCAACCACGCUACGUGCAAGGUGAACGAGGCCGAAGAGGAGCGCCUGCGAAGCGAACGGGAGCACCAGCGCGUCACCCAGCUCUGCCAGCAGGCCGAGGCCAAGGUGCAGUCGCUGCAGAAGUCCUUGAAGCGAGUCAUUGUGAAGAGCAAGCCCUACUUUGAGCUGAAGGUCCAGUUCAACCAAAUCCUUGAGGAGCACAAGGCCCGGGUGACGUCCCUGGAGCAGCAGGUGGGCCAGGCCAAGAUGCGCUACUCUGUGGCCUUGCGGAACCUGGAGCAGAUCAGCGAACAGAUCCAUGCCCGGAGGCUCCAGCGCCUGGUGGGCCGGAGGGCUUCCCCGGUGGGCGCCGAGGCCAGCCCGACGCUGCUCUAUGGGGCGGCGGCGCUGCCCCCCGAGCCGGCUGGCUCUGCCGACACGCUCUCGGUGCUCAGUUUCCAGACCAUUGCCUCCGACCUGCAGAAAUUCGACUCGGUGGAGCACCUGCUGGGGCUGUCCGACGCCGCCAGCCUCAACAGCGACGAGCUGGAGGAGCGGGAGCAGCGCCGCGAAGCCCAGCCCCACCCCUUCAAGCACCACCGCAGCAUCAGCCUCUGACAUGCCCCCAUCACCCCCGCUCUCUGCUGCAGUCCCUUUCGCCCCCCACCUCCUGGGGAAAUGGGGAGAAGAAGGGGGUCGGGCAUGAGAGGAAUGACCACGCCGAGAAAGGCAGGUCUUGGGAGCGCAUUGGUCUGAAGUGCGGCUG
This is a messenger RNA of Podarcis raffonei (Aeolian wall lizard), 1632 nucleotides long. It is a transcript of the gene SH3BP5L, whose product is annotated as SH3 binding domain protein 5 like. Bases 339 to 1484 code for a protein of 381 amino acids. Lineage: Eukaryota; Metazoa; Chordata; Lepidosauria; Squamata; Lacertidae. Gene Ontology annotation, molecular function: protein kinase inhibitor activity. The record is from RefSeq and is a predicted model, not a curated record. Gene Ontology annotation, biological process: intracellular signal transduction; negative regulation of protein tyrosine kinase activity. The transcript has 6 exons. Gene Ontology annotation, cellular component: cytoplasm.